GAGAAAGCAAGAGAAAGAGAUAAGAUCAAAAAGGUAGUGGUGGGAAGAGACCAACUGUAACAAAUGUAUGCGACAACAACAGAAAAAAAGGCGCACUGGGUUGGCUGAGCUGACAGUGGGUUAGACGAGCUGAUGAUAGGAGAGAGUGAAAGACAGAGAGUGAAAGACAGAGAGUGAACAGUGUGCACAGACAGAAAGGUGCAGCGGUGAAGGCACCCAGGUAUAUCUGCAAUAGUUCCUUGAAGUAAAUUAAAAGAGGGGAAGGAGGCAGACGUCUAUGGAAACCCAGAGUGGAUAAAAAGAACGGACUGUUUAAGUAGAGCUGUAUAUGGUAGCCAGGAGAGGCAGGCGAGCAACAGACACAGGUUUGGUAUGCCCUAAAUCAGAUGCCUCCAAAAUGGCGCAGGUCUGGUAUAGCUGACGACUGAGCUGGCCUGGGGAUUACAGUCAACUUGGCCUGAACUUGACCUCAGGUUUGAAACUAGUCUCAUUAAGAGCCUGGCAGAUUAUCAGUGACAUAGGGACCUGACCUUCAAUUCGGACUCUACACAUCGGCAGACAGUAUGGAGGUGUCUGUACAGAUGUAUGCUUUGCUGUUGAGUGGGGCAGUCCUCAUGACAGUCAUCCUGUUAACUGGCCUGUGUCUCAGGUGCAGAAGACACAACAUGCCCAUUUCCAUUCACCAGCGUUACAGCGAGGAUUAUGCUCAACCCAACACGGGAUUUGUUUUGGAACGACCAGCGUACAACCUCUCUGCUGCCACAAGCUGGGGUGCGCCACCUUCCAGCCUCCUUCAGCCCAUUUCACCACAGAUAGUUCAGAGAUCUGUCACUCCACCUGAAAAUGGGAGCAAUGCUAGUUAUGAGAAUCCAGGAGAGGAGUUGGUGGAAGACGAGAUACCGGGAUCAGAAUACCUAGAUGUUUUACCUUCAGAGCUUCCUGGGACUGGGUCUCUGCGUCGUUCCAACAUGAGUCUUAUGUCCAAAAGUUCGCAAAGCACAGAGCCACCUUAUGUCAACGUGGAAGCAGAGACAGACGUGGACAAUGAAAACAGUGAUGCAGAGAACUAUGUCAAUUUGGAAACUAUGGAGAACUGUGAUAAUAGUGACAGCGAUGAUAGUGAUGAAAACUAUGUCAAUACUAAAGGUAUGGCCCACAUUGGCACAUUAAACAGAAUGUAACGUGCAAGGGAUGUGCAUUUGUCCCAGAUUACAAUGUUUUGCCUAUAUAGUACAGUACCUUUGACCAGAGCCCUACGGAGUUUUCACUAUAAAGGAAUUAGGGUGCCAUUUGAGACAGCCAUAUUCCCUAUUGAUUUUAUCCUAAUGACAUCACUGCUUUUAAUAGGCUGCUAGAUGAUCUGUGAUAUCCAUGGGAACAGAAAUAGUGACUGAACUCAUAUUUAUUUCUAAAGCUUUUUUACUCGCAGUCUGAAGAGGCCAAAGCACACUUAUUGUUAGUUGUGUAAUUUUGCUCUUUGUGCCUUUAAAUGGUAAAAAUAUCCAAACAAUCUGGUAAGCAGUUGUAAACUUAGCUUGCAACAUAAAUUCUGAGUGAGAAAGCAAAUGACUGAAUACACACCAAUCAGAUUUCUUCACCUGUAACCUGCUGUUAGACUAGUGAGUAUCCCUAAACAGAUCUGAGCACUCAAGACUGCAGUGUAAACAGCAUUAGAUUUGAAGCUUCCACAUCUGGCAGACAGGUAGAUAAUUACCUGUUGAUCCACCAAUCAGAUCAGUUCUGACAAAUAACUUACUAUAAUUAAGACCUAUGUACAACAUUAGAAAAACAUUUGUUCUACAUGUCUUUGUAUAGUUAAAUGCCUUGGAACAUGUUUUAAGAGGCAGCACAAACAUUGUAAAGAAAUUUGACCGCCAGUGAAAAUGCUGCUUAAUGUUAAUGUUUUGGCUGCCUUGUGUGAACAACCCGCUACAACUAAACUUAUUUGAAUUGUAUUAUUUAAAAAAGGUUACAGAAUCCCUGGUAGAGGAUGAUUGAGGGGCUGCAUUAAAAGCUCCUUGAACAGACGUGUGUCAAUGCUGCAGCAGUUUAAUUAAUAGAUCUUCUGACAACUCCUGAGAAUAUGAUUAGUUUACUGGUUUGAUGUUUUUCUGAUGUAUUUAAUUUGUUACCGGGACAUUCCACAUGCCAACUACAAUGAAUCUACUUUUACAGUAGUUCAAUUUACUUUUGUAAAUAAAUCUAAUAAAUUCUUGGCCAUUUGUGUAUGCAUUUCUGAAUUAAUUGUAAAACAAUGCUGUUAAAACAAGCACAUAUGGUAUGGCACCAAAUACAGUUGACUAUGAAAGACUAAUGGAUAGAAUCAUUUUGGUAAUAAAAUUCAGUACACUGA
Molecule: messenger RNA, 2353 nt
Organism: Esox lucius (northern pike)
Lineage: Eukaryota; Metazoa; Chordata; Actinopteri; Esociformes; Esocidae
Exons: 11
Coding region: 564-1181 (205 amino acids)
Source: RefSeq, a predicted model, not a curated record